Molecule: messenger RNA, 5009 nt
Organism: Stegostoma tigrinum
Lineage: Eukaryota; Metazoa; Chordata; Chondrichthyes; Orectolobiformes; Stegostomatidae
Product: sodium/hydrogen exchanger 9B2-like
Exons: 16
Coding region: 608-2257 (549 amino acids)
Biological process (GO): proton transmembrane transport
Cellular component (GO): membrane
Molecular function (GO): antiporter activity
Source: RefSeq, a predicted model, not a curated record
CCACACCUUAUUAUCACAUAACCGUGUUGGCGUCCACAGUAAUUGACUUGGCCAAAGCAUACAGGACUAAAUGCUGCACUCUGCUCUAGACACUCCCCAGACUUUGCAAAUAUCACCGUGGCGCUAGAAGAAAAAAAGCUGGAGAGCCGGUAUUUUACUAUAAUUUAAAUAUACUUAAGGGCAGUUAUUCUGUUCAAUUGCACCCGAGGUUUCCAAUGCAGUGAAUAAUUCUGCCACUCCUUACCGUGCGCUCUGAGGAUGCAAAAACAUAUAAGUGAAAGCAAGUUGCUAACUUAAUUGUCGUUUCUUCUGAGGUGGAGCAAGAAACUUAGCAGGCCCUCUUGUGAAGAGUGAUCAUUUGGGUGAGGCUUCAAAGGAUUACAUCAGCUUACAGAUUCCCCCAAGCCUGGGUUGUCGUCUCCAGGAGUGGAGAGUCAAUACACAUGGAUUUUCAGUGGAGUAAGUUUGAAUUGAAAGGAGGGGAUGAGGAGUGAUGUAUCAUCAUACGCAAUAAAAAGAAAGCAAUUUCAACACCACUUUGUUGGAGGAACAAAGCUAGAUACCACCCGGACAGGAAGGAAGCAGCAACAUUGGCAGUUUAUUCAACAUGGCAAACAAAAAUAUUGAACACCAAAAUAAUGCUACAAAUGAAGAGAGAAACCAAGCAACUCUGAAAAUAAUGCCAGAAUCUCGGGAUGUUGUUGAGAAAAUGAGUUCUACAGACCAUUCAGAUGCACCAAUGGAAGUAGAUGAAACAACCCUUUUGAAUAAAAGCAGCCAUAGCGAGGAGCCUAAAUCUCAGCAUCAUGGCAGACUGUGGCGAAUUUUUGCAUGCCCACCUCAGGGAAUCAUUGCUAGUGUCCUAACAAAGGUAAUCAUGGUGAUCCUUCUGUGGGCAGUCGUCUGGUCAAUUACAGGUCCAGAGUGCCUUCCCGGUGGUAAUUUGUUUGGAAAUCUGAUUCUGUUCGUAUGUGCAGUUCUGGGAGGGAAGAUUGUUGGAAUGAUCAAAUUUCCUAAUUUACCUCCAUUACCUGGUCUUCUAGGAAUGCUUCUUGCUGGCUUCGUUCUCCGAAAUAUUCCUGUUGUCAGUGAUGCAAUUUACAUUGACUACAAGUGGUCAUCAUCCUUGAGAAGUAUAGCACUUGCAAUUAUUCUGACCCGAGCAGGACUUGGGCUGGAUGCAAAGGCUCUUCGGAAACUGAAGGCUGUGUGUCUUAGGCUAGCAUUUGGCCCUUGUCUUAGUGAAGCUUGUGUUUGUGCAGUUCUUGGACACUAUCUACUGCAUCUGCCCUGGUCAUGGAGUUUUAUCUUGGGGUUUGUGAUGGGAGCUGUAUCACCUGCUGUAGUUGUCCCAUGCAUGUUGAUGCUUCAGAAGGAACUCUAUGGUGUUGACAAGGGAAUCCCAACACUACUUAUGGCUGCAGGCAGCUUUGAUGAUAUCUUGGCCAUUACAGGUUUCAAUACAUGUCUUGGGAUAGCCUUUUCAUCAGGUUCAAUGGUUUCCAAUAUACUCAGAGGAUUCCUUGAAGUUCUAAUUGGAAUAGCAGCAGGAGCUGCUAUUGGAUUGUUCCUUCGAUACUUUCCUAGCAGGGAUCAGGAGGAUCUUGUGAUGAAGCGCUCUUACCUGUUGCUGGGUCUUGCAGUGUUUGCUAUUUUUGCUACAGGAGUUUUUGGUUUUCCUGGUUCUGGAGGACUGUGCACAAUUGUCAUGGCUUUUCUUGCCGGGGUCGGAUGGGUUGAUGGAAAGGGUGGAGCAGAAGGUAUCACCGCCAAUGCCUGGGCCAUCUUCCAGCCAUUACUGUUUGGAUUGAUUGGAGCAGAAAUAUCUGUUAGUUCACUGAACUCAUAUACAGUCGGACUUGGGAUUGCAACUCUGAGCAUUGCUCUUGUAGUCAGAAUCUUGGUAACAUUCCUCAUGGUACACUUCUCAGGAUUUAACAUAAAGGAAAGAAUAUUUAUUUCUUUGGCCUGGAUCCCUAAAGCCACAGUUCAGGCUGCCAUCGGCUCUGUAGCUUUGGACAUGGCGCGAAUUCGAAAUGACAAAACAGCAACAGACUACGGUUUAAGUGUUCUCACUGUGGCCUUUCUGGGAAUCCUCAUCACGGCUCCCAUCGGAGCAGUUAUUAUUGGCUUGCUAGGACCAAAGCUGCUACAUAAAUCAAAUCAGCAGGAUUCAAAUCAUGGAGAAGGCAUAGAAAGCAAGAGCAGGACAUUGCAUGAACAUCAUCAAGGAGUGGAAAAUGAAAUUGAAGUCUAAGAUGUUCUCUGGAUCUAUAUUAAACUUCAGAAGGAUCUCUAUUGAAUUUCAACAGACAUGGCAUUCUUGAAUAUCUCUGCACAUAAGAGGAAAUGGUUUUAAAGCUGUUUUAUUAACUGUUGUACAUUUUGUAGAUUUAUUUUUUAAAAGAAACUGUCCGGAUUUACUGAAAUACCUAUUUGUUUGGAAUUAUUAUUUGUGUAGAAAUCAAUGUGGGCAUUUUAGACAUUUGCUUAACAUUAUGAAAGUACUUAUGCAAUUAGCCUUAGAUCAAUGUUACUAGGGUUGUAUCCAAAAAAGCAGAAAUACCAUAGCCAUUAAAUUGCUUUGUACCCCAGAAGCCCAUGAGGUGAUGAUCAUAAUGUGAAAUAAAGAACUGCAGGUACUAGAGAUCUGAAACAUAAUCAGAAAUUGCUGGAAAAACUCAGCAGGUCUGGCAACAUCUGUGGGAAGAAAGUAGAGUGUCACUGGAUUCAAAACAUUAACUCUGCUUUCCUCCCACAGACACUGGUGGACAUGUGAAGUUCCUCCAGCUAUUCUGUUUUUGAUUCAGGCCAUGAUCUAGUUUGUAUCUAUUACUUGUGCAAGUUCCAGUGGAAUAAUUAGUUCCAGUUAUCACCACAGGCAUCUGGAACAUAGAAAAUUAGAAUCCAGUUUUAAUGUUGUGCUGUGACAAUCAUCCCACAUCCUCUGUGUUCUAUAAAGUAUCUAUUGGCCCCCUUAACUGAAACUGUUCGGAAAGAGCUUUGUGUCUAACACUGCAUGCUCAGUGAUAGAUGCCAGUGCUGCUGCAGCUGGGAACCAGGUCUGAGAAGCUGUGGGAAAACUCUUGAUGAGUACUGUAAUCCUAGCAUUCUUCUUAUGCUUUUAAAAAAAAAUUAACUUUCUCUUUUUCGGUUCUGGAGACCCAAUCAGAAUUCUAUGGCUAAAAGGGCACAGAUGAUUUACUAGUGGAUUUCCUCGUUUUGAUGAAGGGGCACCAAACCUGAAAUGUUAACUCUAAUUUUUUUCUUCACAGAUGCUGCCAGACCUGCUGAGCUUUUCCAGCAACUUUGCUUUUGUUGUUGUUGUGACAGUGGGUUUACUCUUAGCCCAAUUAAUGCGAUAAUAAUUCAUCACUGUUGUACCAAAGCAAUCCAGGUUGAAACGCCUCUUGGUGUAUCUCCCUGUCUUGGUAACCAAAUCAAUUUUGGAAUCUGGAGUAUAAAAUAAUUAUAGCUGUUGUGAUAGAAUUGUAUUUUUCUUUUUUUGUACUGGGCAAAUUGAAUUUACAGCCAUGGUUCAUGCUGUUUUGUGUCUGCACCUUUUUCCAUCUAAUAUAAACGUGAUGCAUACAGCAGUUCAGAACACAUGCCAGAUGUUUAUCUUUGUAAUGGAACUAACUUUCUUUAUGAAUUAACUGUAAAUACAAUCUUCCACAGAAACACCAUAAAUUAAUUUAUUGCUGGAAGAGUUUUAUAAAAAGUUCAAGUCUUUCUCUUCCAAACUGAAAACAACAAAUACUGGAGAUCACAGUGGGUCAGACAGCAUCCUUGGAGAGAGACCAAGCUAAUGUUUCAAGUCUAGAUGACUCUUCGUCGGAGCUGAAGUGAAGUGCUUCUAAAGUUAAGAAUACAAGAGCAGCAGGAAGUGUUAAAAUGUACCAUGGGGCAACCUUGCAGUUCUAAACACAGGCCCCAAAACACCAAUGGAUUACAGUUAAAUUCCAUUAACUUAGUACAUUACAAAAUCAAAACUGCCCCACAUUUAUCUGUAAACUAGUAACUGCACUCAAAAGCCAUCAGGUUGACAGAUAUGAGAAGUGGAACUUGCUAUACUUGAAGAUUAAGUGAAAGCAAUGCUUUUCCAGCACAUUGGACCUUCAUUCUGUACAGCAUCUGAUAUGAGAGUAUUUAUCAAACAAAAUUGUCUCAACAUAUUAAUUAGGUAUAAUUACCAAUUUUGGUCAUGAAUUGUAGAGAGGAGAUUAAUUUAUGCUUAAUAGAUUAUAUAUUUUGUAAAGGAGUAACUUCCUUAUCCAGAAAGUGGUAAGAAUGUGAAAUUUGCUACUACAUGGAGUCCAUAAGGCAAACAGCAGAGAUGUAUUUAAGGGGAAAGUAGAUUAAUACAUCAGGGAAAAAGGAAUCAAAGAUUCUGCUGUUAGUGAGACCACGUAGGGUGUGAGGGGACUGAUGUAGAGCAUAGGUUAUUACUGUUUGUGUGCUGCACUUUCUACAUAUCGACUACAAUAAAGAAGUAAACAUGAUUCUGGGUAUUACCUUGUCGGGACAAGUUCUGUCAGAUAAGCUGCUUUUCUCUAGGAGAAAAAGAACAAGUCUUGGAGGUACCAACAUAAUAUUUCCAUUUAUAAAGAGGUUUCUAAAAUUUAUUGGGCAAUCGAUGUGCAAGGCAAAGUUUCAGAAGACAUGGCAAGUAGAAAUGAAACAGAAAUCAAGUAGAGUGCUGUCUCAAUGAUGCUAAACCAGUGGAAUAAAUUAUCAAGAAAAAUAUUGAAUUGUACUAUUAAUUGGACUCACCAAAUUGUAUUUGUUUUUGCUGUUUGAAGCUGGCAUAUUUUUUCUGUUCCUAAAAAUUAUGUGCUUGGUGCUGGCUUACAUUUCAAUCUAAAAUUAAUUUAAAGUUAAGAUACAUGCUAAUUUGUGCUUUACACAUAUAUUUUGCAUAAAUAUGGUCGACAUUUUUAAAGUAAAUAUUCCACCAAAUUCAAUAUUUUCAAUUUGUGGUUAUUUUGACAAUGUCAAUAAAAUAUUAG